Molecule: messenger RNA, 631 nt
Organism: Eptesicus fuscus (big brown bat)
Lineage: Eukaryota; Metazoa; Chordata; Mammalia; Chiroptera; Vespertilionidae
Gene: CNIH4
Product: cornichon family AMPA receptor auxiliary protein 4
Exons: 5
Coding region: 45-464 (139 amino acids)
Biological process (GO): endoplasmic reticulum to Golgi vesicle-mediated transport
Cellular component (GO): COPII-coated ER to Golgi transport vesicle; endoplasmic reticulum membrane
Source: RefSeq, a predicted model, not a curated record
CCAGAACCGGUUUAAGGAAGGACCGGCGGCGGCCGUGGAGGAGGAUGGAGGCGGUGGUGUUCGUCUUCUCGCUCCUCGACUGUUGCGCGCUCAUCUUCCUCUCCGUGUACUUCAUAAUUACAUUGUCUGAUUUAGAAUGUGAUUACAUUAAUGCUAGAUCAUGUUGCUCGAAAUUAAACAAGUGGAUCAUUCCAGAACUGAUUGGCCAUACCGUUGUCACUUUAUUAAUGCUCGUUUCAUUGCACUGGUUCAUCUUCCUCCUCAACUUGCCUGUUGCCACUUGGAAUAUAUAUCGGUUCAUUAUGGUGCCAAGUGGUAACAUGGGAGUGUUUGAUCCGACAGAAAUCCACAAUCGAGGGCAGCUGAAGUCACACAUGAAAGAAGCCAUGAUCAAGCUUGGUUUCCACCUGCUCUGUUUCUUUAUGUAUCUUUACAGUAUGAUCUUAGCGUUGAUAAAUGACUGAAGCUGGAGCAGCCGUGGUGGAAGUCAGCGACACUACAGUGCACAGUUGAGGAGCCAGAGAUACUUACGUCAUCCUUAGAACCGUAACCAUAGCAGUAUAUUUUUUCCUCUUUGAACAAAAAAAAUAUUUUUGCUGUAUUUUUACCAUAUAAACUAUUUAAAAAAACA